Poecilia latipinna (sailfin molly) is the source of this 1761-nucleotide messenger RNA. RefSeq names its product 3-hydroxy-3-methylglutaryl-coenzyme A reductase-like. The record is from RefSeq and is a predicted model, not a curated record. NCBI's taxonomy places the organism in Eukaryota, Metazoa, Chordata, Actinopteri, Cyprinodontiformes, Poeciliidae. Gene Ontology annotation, cellular component: endoplasmic reticulum membrane; peroxisomal membrane. The transcript is spliced from 4 exons. Gene Ontology annotation, biological process: sterol biosynthetic process; coenzyme A metabolic process; isoprenoid biosynthetic process. Bases 1003 to 1446 code for a protein of 147 amino acids. Gene Ontology annotation, molecular function: hydroxymethylglutaryl-CoA reductase (NADPH) activity.
GGCACCAUCCCCACCAGAACAGUGAGAUGCUUCCCGAAUAACAAACCCUGGAUCGCCAGUGACCGAAAGAAACUUUUAAACAAGUAAAAAAAAAAAAAAGAGCCUUUAGGGAACAAGACAAGGAGCAAUUGAGAAGUCUACAGAAAGAGCUCAAUGUCAAGAUUAGAGACAACAAGGAGAAGUACAGGAAGAGGCUGGAGAAUAAACUGCAGAAGGAACAAUAUCAGAGAUGUGGUCAGGGAUGAAGAAGGUUACAGGCCUCAAUUAAAAGGAGGAUCAGACGGAUGGAAGUAGGGACAGAGCAAAUGAGCUCUGUUCAACAGGUUCAGCUCAAGAACAAGCUCAUCAUUCUCUUCUCCUGACCCCAGACAGACAUCCCACCCUGUGUAGGAUUCUGCAGCAUCUCUUCAAACUGUCGUGGAAGACAUCCUCCUGGUCCCAAUACCAAAGAAAACUCAUCCAUCAGUCAUCAACAACUGCAGGCCUGUUGCCCUGACAUCCCACAACAUGAAGGUCCUAGAAAGAAUCCUGUUGGCCCACCUGAGUAAGAAGACAAGCUCAUAUCAAGACCCUCUGCAGUUUGCUUAUCAAAAUAUAGUUGGAGUUGAUGAUGCUAUCAUACACCUGCUUCAACAAACUGUCUUCUGGACAAAGCAGGCAGCGCUGUUGGCAGUUCCUCUGGGGGGAACCUCAGAUGUAUAAUACAAUACACUCCAAUUUAGUUGACCAUGUUACGAUAAAACGUAUCUAAGAAAGCUCAGCAGAUUGCCGUUGAUUAUUAAUUUUUGGAUGAUUUCCUCAUCCAGAGGAAGCAUAUUGUGCCAGUAGGGAGAAACAUCUCUCUAACAGUGCUCGGUAUGAGUGGUGGUCUCCAGCACGUAGAAACACUAUGGAGGUUGUCUCACAAUUGAUUUCCCUGUUUUUCCCAUUCCUCAGGUUUUGAAGACUACAACUGAGGCACUGAUAGAAGUUAACAUCAGUAAGAACCUGGUUGGCUCUGCCAUGGCAGGUAGCAUUGGUGGAUUUAAUGCACAUGCUGCCAACUUGGUGGCUGCCAUCUACAUAGCCUGCGGGCAGGAUCCGGCCCAGUCAGUAAGCAGCAGUAACUGCAUUACUCUCAUGGAGCCAUCAGGGCCAACAGGGAAGGACCUGUACAUCAGCUGUACUAUGCCCUCUAUAGAGGUGGGCACUGUGGGAGGAGGCACCAACCUGCCCCCUCAACAAGCCUGCCUCAAGAUGCUGGGAGUCCAGGGUGCCAGUCAGCAGUACCCAGGGGAGAAUGCCUGCCAGUUGGCCAGGAUUGUAUGUGCCACAGUGCUGGCUGGAGAGCUCUCACUGCUGAGUGCUCUGGCUGCUGGGCACCUUGUCAAGAGUCACAUGACUCAUAACAGAUCUAAGGUGGACCUACAUGGGACUCGGGGAACAAUGCAGACUGAAAGAAGUUAGGUCUUGUUCAAGAAACUGGAUGGAAGCCAUAAAGAUUAAGCCAGUUUGAACGGAUUAAUCAUUUAUCAAUGAAGAAAAGAUCUCACCUGUCUUCCACAGCUCUUGAUACAAGAUCAUAUUUUGAUCAAGUAUUGUUCAGUGCAUAAAAAAAAUCUUAAGCAACUCAGUUUUUCUUACUGCAUCUACUUGUAUUUGAUGAUUUUGUCAUCAAGCAUUUUUGCCAAACUAAUCAAACUGAGAUGUACAAAGGUAAAACUUGAGCUCAAUAAAUGUUUCUUGCUGGGGAGUCAUACUCACCAGCAAAGCUGCUUUUUA